This is a messenger RNA of Dendroctonus ponderosae (mountain pine beetle), 1584 nucleotides long. RefSeq names its product N6-adenosine-methyltransferase subunit METTL3. Lineage: Eukaryota; Metazoa; Arthropoda; Insecta; Coleoptera; Curculionidae. The record is from RefSeq and is a predicted model, not a curated record. Gene Ontology annotation, cellular component: nucleus; RNA N6-methyladenosine methyltransferase complex. Gene Ontology annotation, molecular function: mRNA m(6)A methyltransferase activity; mRNA (2'-O-methyladenosine-N6-)-methyltransferase activity.
UGACGUCACUCUCAUUUCGAGGUUAUGUGUUUGUGUGUUGUGAAAAUUUAGUUUCAAGCUGAGGUUUUAACGGUUUUCAGCAGAGACAACUUCUUAUCGCUGGUUUUUAGUUUAUUUUUCCACCGAAAUAAUGUCGGACGCAUGGGAGGAAAUUCAGGCGGUGCAACGGAAGCGCAACAGCCUCAGGGAGCGACUGGAAAAGCGCAAAAAGGAGCGCCGAGACAUUCUGGGGUCCAGCUUGCAUAGCUGCAACAGCUCAGACUUGGCGAGUUCUACCUCUGCACCCGGGCUUUCAAAGGAGGAGGUGAAGCCAAAAAACGAGGACGGCUUUGAGGCCCAAUUGCUGAAAGUCGACCCCGAGCUGGAAAAAGAGCUGCUCAGGCACCUGGCGGAUGUUACACUACAACUACCGAUGUGUUCGUUCGAUUUAGUCGCCACCCUCAAGACCAGCGCCUCACAUAAACAAGUCAGCAAUUUGCUGCAGAAAUUCGCCACUCAGAAGCUGAUUCUAGUGAAAGACACCGUUAGAGAUGGAGUGAACACGCUCGAUGUAGCCUCAGUUGAAGUUUCAAAGGUCAAUGCGAUGAUUGCCGAGCUAUUUGAUGAACAACAGCCCAACGUGGGGGGAACAGCCAAGCGGAAAAGGGAGGAAGCCGAAGCUGUGGAGAGUCUGGAGGAGGAGAGACGCAAAAAAGAGAAGAAGGAACCAAAGACUGACAUUCUGUCGCUGCUGUCGAUGCCCUCCACUAAGGAGAAGGAAACCAAGAAGAUCGGCGAGGAGAUUUUGGUGCUGCUUAGUAAACCCACUGCCAAAGAACGAUCGCUGACCGAAAGAUUCAAGUCGCAAGGUGGUACACAGCUUAUGGAGUUCUGUCCACAUGGAACCAGGUUGGAUUGUGAAAAAAAUUCAAUCACCGAUUGCAAGAAGCUACACUUCAAGAAAAUAAUCCAAAAACACACGGAUGAGUCGUUGGGGGAUUGUUCUUUUCUCAAUACCUGCUUCCAUAUGGACACGUGUAAAUACGUGCAUUACGAAGUGGAUAGGGCAGCCCAAAUCCAUGGCAAUCAGUUGGUCAUUCCCAACCUACCAGCAGUUGGACGAGUGGAAAGCACCACACUGUAUCCACCGCAAUGGGUGCAAUGCGACCUGCGGUACCUGGAUAUGACCGUGUUAGGAAAAUUUGCAGUGAUAAUGGCUGAUCCGCCUUGGGACAUCCACAUGGAACUCCCAUAUGGAACAAUGUCCGACGAUGAAAUGAGACAACUGGGUAUACCGCAACUGCAAGACGAAGGACUGAUAUUCUUGUGGGUUACUGGACGAGCUAUGGAACUGGGCAGGGAGUGCCUCAAGUUGUGGGGCUACGAACGAGUGGAUGAAAUCAUCUGGGUCAAGACCAAUCAGUUGCAAAGAAUCAUCAGAACUGGUCGUACUGGACAUUGGUUGAACCAUGGCAAAGAGCAUUGCCUAGUGGGAAUGAAAGGUAACCCGAAGGACCUGAAUCGAGGCCUCGACUCGGACGUAAUCGUGGCAGAAGUGCGUGCAACCAGUCACAAGCCGGAUGAGAUCUACGGGAUGAUCGAAAG